AUGAGUAAAAACAGAAAUAACAAAAAUGCGAUUAGUACAGAAAAUUAUAGCAGUAGUACUUUCACGUUAUCGUUUGUGAUUGAAGUGCUAAAUGUUGAGGAAACGGAGUGCAAAGAGGGCUGGUUUGACCUUGGGCCAUGCGUUCGGGAGAUGAGGAUGCACUAUCAAAUUUAUCCAAACCAAAGCUUCGAUAUUGAUAUUUCCAUAUGGCCAAAUAUUGCAAAGGUAUGGUGCGGCAAUCAACAAUGUUUUGUUCGGACGUGGCAGCACAUGGAGCGGCGCUGGUUGGCGUUCACAAUACGUCACGUUUUCCCCGUCAGAGUGGCUGACAUGAUUAAUAACGUGGCCACAAUCACUCCAGGCGUGGGAGUGGCUCAGAGUGCCAAUGCGAGAAACGAUAAAAAUACCGAAGCAUGUUUAGCGCCACUAAGGUUCCUGGAGUUGGCGUAUUUCGGACGUGUUUUAGGUAAAGUUGAAAGUUUAGAACAAUAUGUACGUGAUUUUAUUUGGGAGCGAAUUGAGCCAUACGUACCCUCAUCACACUGGGAUGGACCGUUCGAUACGCCCGUAUGUGUUACAGAUUUAAAACAUCAGAAUAAAAUUUUGGAAUUGAUCCGGGAGAUUGUUGGAAAAAAAGAGGCCGAUGAACAGUUUGAUGAGACUGAUACAUCCCGCGUUACUUUGAAGAGCGACACAAAGAAAUCAAGCGGUAGAAAAUCAAGAUCUGGUAAAUCGUCGAAAUUAACAUCAAAAUCGAAGAAGUCACUGGACUUACUGAAGCAAAAGUACGAGUUAAGACUCCCCGGAACUACAAUAUUGGCUGGCAUUGGACAGGUAGUACCGUUUGAUUCCAUUGGACCUAAAGGUUCUGAUAUGGGUGAAGUGCUUUGCGUCGUGAGCAGCAACAAUUUGCCUGCAAACGAAGAUAUGCCAAUCAUAUUCGUUGUCAUAAAGAAUCUAGUUGGUAUACCUUUGGAAGACCUACGUCUUUUAGGAAUAACACAAUUAUUUCUCACGUAUCGGAUAUGUGACGAAAUUUAUUGUACAGAAAAGAGAGAACUACAGAAAUUGAACUAUGUCGUUUUUAAUUAUUACAACGCUGUACCUUUACCUCCGGAAGUAGCUUCAAUGAUAACUUCGAAUUUCUUAGAUAAUCCCUUUGAAGUUGAGAUAUAUGGUGUUUCUACUCCCAAUUUGUUUGAGACUCUAGCAACAAUAAAGUCUGAAGAUAUACCUAUAGGUGUUACAAAGAUAGAUGCAAGCCAACUUGCGAAAGGUCCUAACUGUGCGAUAAAAGGGGAAUACUUCGUUAACCCAUUCGUGGAGAAAAUUGAAUAUAAACUAGAAUCAGAAGAAGAAAUUAAUCAGACUGAUAACAAAGUGCCACGUAUCGUUACACGUAUGCCCACUGUUCCCUCCUUUAUUGUGCUAAAAGCAAACAUGUCUUUGGAUGUCACGAUAGGAGUAGCUGGUUGUAGACCAAAACCAAAAACAGUUUAUUCGAGAUUGUACUGUCUCAUCAGUAACUCAGAUGUCAGCAAAUGUUUCACGAAAAGAGUAUCAGCAACGAAUGAAAACAUCGCCUUAACUGGUUCUAAGGAAGAGUCCUUAACUGGUUUUUCAGUGGAUGUCGGUGAUCAUGCUAUUGUCUACGUUGAAGGACCACAAAAAGGUCCUAUUGGUGAUAUUGUUAAAUUUUCCUUUAAUUUCCCCGAAAUGAAAGUACUGUUUUCAAUGGAAGAUAAGUACUCUACUAGGCUGUAUCCCGAAAUUUCGUCGAGUACACUUCCAUUCGUCUGUUUAACAAUGCGUUUUCCUAUUUAUGUACUUUUGAAAAAUUCUGAUGUGUACGUGAGGUCGGAUAUAUCGAUGCCUGCAAGGAAGGCUCUAUUGAAAAUAGGCUGCCUUGUAUCAUGUAACUUGAAGCUUGUACCCAACAAGAGCGAUAUGCCAACAUUUGAAGAAUUAGAGAGCUUCAAGCAUGAACUUUGUCACCUGCCAGGGAAAAUAAUGGAGGAGUGAUGAUUUGAAUGGUUAUUUAAAGGUCUAUUUAAUAACAAAGUA
This is a messenger RNA of Aricia agestis (brown argus), 2064 nucleotides long. RefSeq lists its product as uncharacterized. The record is from RefSeq and is a predicted model, not a curated record. Bases 1 to 2022 code for a protein of 673 amino acids. The transcript is spliced from 9 exons. NCBI's taxonomy places the organism in Eukaryota, Metazoa, Arthropoda, Insecta, Lepidoptera, Lycaenidae.